Messenger RNA from Suillus discolor, 886 nucleotides. RefSeq lists its product as uncharacterized. The record is from RefSeq and is a predicted model, not a curated record. The transcript is spliced from 6 exons. Lineage: Eukaryota; Fungi; Basidiomycota; Agaricomycetes; Boletales; Suillaceae. The coding region runs from base 134 to 454 and encodes 106 amino acids.
AAUUGAUCACUUGACAGAUUUAACUGGCCAACUAGAUCGCACGCCACUUCUUUUGGAGGCCUGAGUGACAUCCGGCGAUGUACAUGGGACAGGAAUGGUAGCAUCAUUGUAUCAAUCAGGAAUCAAGCACUAGAUGAAGAGCGUGCCAAGAGAAAAAUUAGGAGGCUUCGCCGUGAGCUCCAGCUUUGGUCGAGACUUACACGACACAUCGUCCCACGUACCAGGCUUUGGCCAAUUCGUUGCCUUGGUUUGCUCCUGGUAUGACAAUGGAACCCCUUCAGGUUAUCCGGAAUCCCAUGAUCAAACCGUGUCCGCAGUCAAUCGUUUCCAACUGCUCAGUCAUAUUUCUGCGGGUCUUCAACACGUUCACCCGUGCUCUCAGGGCGAUCUUACUAGGGUAGAGUCCGUGGGCACAUCUUAUUUCACGUCCGCCCUGGAUGGCACUGUGUGGUGAAUAGCACCCGAACUUCUUGUUCCCGAAGAAGGCGCAAUAUGAUCCCGAUGCAUACUGGGGUGGGUAUUAGGAGCGGCGUAAGCUAUCGAAAAUGUCGUCAAGUUCAAACUGCAGCAUUGCCCGUUACGAUUGGGACAAACGUCACGACAAAUCGAGCUUGGGUGCCGCAAUCAACGUUAACGUUGCACUCCAGAUUGCACUCAAUCAAGUCUAAUUAUUCUGUUUAGAACUAUUCUAGGCUAACCCCAGGUGCAAACAAACGUUUUCUUCUAGAUCGACACUAAGACAUCCGAUCGACGUCUUCGUCACAGUCAGGGCUCGAGCUAAGCUUAAGAUCAAGAUUGCAUCUCACGGCACUAUAGGAAAUUCAUACGCCUUAAGGAUCCGGCCGAAAUGUAGAUGGAGUUGUCUUCGAUACACGCACCCCUUAUA